AUGAUUCGCGUCUUCUUUUUAGCCUCACUUGUUCUCUCUUUUGUACCUUAUAUUCACUCUGCUACAGAACUCAACACUUCUCUGUCUAUCUGCCCAGAAAGUUUCAGUUGUCCAAAUUUGGCCUCCUUCACGUAUCCGUUUUAUAAUAAUGCCACUGACAUGCAAUGUGGGUUGAUUAAGGUCAUCUGUACUUUGAAUGGUGGGAGUAUUCAACUUGGAAGAAACUCAUAUGACAUUUAUAGCAAGUAUGUGUCUGAUCCGAUGGUCUCAAUCCGUAAUUUAACAUUUGAAAAACUUGUAAAUGAUAGCAAUUGUGAGGCACUUAUGGAUAAUUUCAUUUCUCCAAGUCCUCAUUUGUAUUCCAUCUCAAUCGUACCCUUCAUCACUCUCUACAAAUGCGCAAAGCUUCCAAAUUAUGUUGCAGAAAUGGAAGCUUAUUUUGACCAAUCUAAUUACAAUAAAAAGAGAUGUGGAGAUUACAAUUUCUACUAUAACCAUUCCAUCAGUGAUAGAGCAGUUCCAAGUGAUCUCCCGCCUGCAUGUCAAGUAAUACAGCUGCCUGUGAAUGUGGGAGAGAGAAGUAAUGGUAACGAGACUAACAUAUUUUCUCUUCUUAGUUCUGUAGUCUCUAUUUAUUUUGUAACUCCAUGCAAUAAGUGUCAAAAGGAAGAGGGCCGAUGCUACACUCUCAAUGGACACUUCCAGUACUGCAAAAAUGAAACAUCAGUCAGAAAACGGAAACUGAUCCUAGGUAAUACACAUCUUUCAUCAAAAGCAUUAGUGGAGCUACUACCCUUUUUAGCCUUUCUUGUUAGAAUCCAGGUGUGA
Molecule: messenger RNA, 828 nt
Organism: Lactuca saligna
Lineage: Eukaryota; Viridiplantae; Streptophyta; Magnoliopsida; Asterales; Asteraceae
Source: the annotation of a GenBank genome assembly